Messenger RNA from Protobothrops mucrosquamatus (brown spotted pit viper), 1400 nucleotides. RefSeq names its product phosphatidylinositol glycan anchor biosynthesis class X (gene PIGX). Gene Ontology annotation, biological process: GPI anchor biosynthetic process. The record is from RefSeq and is a predicted model, not a curated record. Gene Ontology annotation, cellular component: endoplasmic reticulum membrane. The transcript is spliced from 7 exons. Lineage: Eukaryota; Metazoa; Chordata; Lepidosauria; Squamata; Viperidae. The coding region runs from base 312 to 1049 and encodes 245 amino acids.
UUGGCUGCUCGAAAGAAGGCGCUCUUCAAGGCGGAUGGUUCCACUCUUGACUUGGUUGACUCGCCGAUCCGGCCGUAGCUCAGCCCCGCUUCCGCUACAGCCGCCCCUGUGGAUUGCAACCUCUGGCUCUGCUUUUUGAAAUCGUUUCGGGAUACGCGGCUCUCCCUGUGAAGAUAACGCCGAGCCUGGAGCGCCCCCGUCCCCCUCUCCCCCGGGCCAAGAAUCGCAGCUGGGAGGAGCAAAUUACGACCAUUUGAUCGCGGCAGGAAUUCGUUUGCAGGUUUAUCUUGAAAUGUACCAGUAGAAGAAAAAUGGGUUCCUUCAAAUGGGAUAUUCUCUCCUUUCUGAAAUUUUUUAGUCUAUGUAUAAUGCCUGAAUUUUUAUAUGCACAGAACACAUGUCCUGAAAUCUCGCAACAGCUUUUGAAAGAUGGCUUUCAUAGAGAUCUCUUGAUUAGGGUAGAUUUUGGUAUAGCUGAUGAAGACCUUAAAAGUUGCAAGCUGGCAAUUAAAGUACAUCUCCCAAGAGGAUUAUAUGUGGAUCCCUAUGAAUUGAAAUCUUUACAACAGCAUAAUCUCACUGAGGCACUGGUGAUUACAGAUGAAGUAGAUUUGGAAGUUCCUGAGUAUUUAGCAACUGAUUCUUCUGUCCUCAUUUACAUGAGACCUGAUCCUAAGUGCAUUACCUGUUUUAAAGCAUUAUUACCACUGCACUGCCGGUAUUACCGUCCCUCAGAAAGUGAUGGAAAAAUCCUUGUUGUCUUGCAAAGUCCAGAAAUAAUGAUCCAUUGCCAAAAAUCUUUUUUUUCAGUGAACUGCCUGAAAGAAACUGAAAUAGAAGCUCCAUGUUCUCAGAAUAAUCUAGAUGUAUGCUAUUGGAAGAGCAUGAAAUAUAAAAUGCUAAGUAAAGAAUUGGAACUGCAGGUACCAGUUGGACUCAAACAUCACUUUGCCUUGGUUUGUGCAAUAACACUUAUUACCACAGGACUAUGUUCCAGUUUUAUCCUUUCAGCUUUAUGCAAAUAUGGGCCCAUACAUUGCUCAAUGUGAUAUUAAACAAGCUUUUAUUAUUGAAAUCAUGGAAAGGCUGUCAAUCUGUCCAAACUAGAGAUAAGAAAAGAGCAAACUUGAUCAUAUACCAAAAGCUGGGAUUGAUGCUUGGUGAUAAAUAACUUGCCCCUUUUCAGGAUGCAACUUGGCCUUUUGGCUCUCUCAACAGCUCAUUCAUCACUAUUGUAAUCAAGUUCUCCUCUCCUCCACCUUUCCCAACUUUAUGGACAAAGUUUGGCUUCAUUUAAUAUGACCAAAUUAUAAUUUGAGCUUGGUCAUUUGAGUUUGGCUCUUUUGUUCUAUUCAUUUGUUUCCUUGGCUGUACAGAUAGUCCCCUUCUUACAACAGUUC